AGAAGAAGAAGAAGAAGAAGAAGAAGGAAGUAAACAUGGCGGCCGUGUCUCUGCGAUACUCUGCGACCUCACUGUUGUUGUUCAGCCGCAGGUUGUUGGUUCCGGCGCUAAAUCCCGUUUGUUCUUAUCACAAAAAGGUGGUGGAUCACUAUGAAAACCCGAGGAACGUGGGCUCUCUGGACAAGAAGUCAAAGAGCGUGGGGACCGGGUUGGUGGGGGCACCAGCCUGUGGUGAUGUAAUGAAGCUUCAGAUCCAGGUGGAUGAAAAUGGCAAGAUAGUGGACGCAAAAUUCAAGACGUUUGGCUGCGGAUCAGCAAUUGCCUCCAGUUCUAUUGCAACAGAAUGGGUGAAGGGGAAGUCGAUCGAUGAGGCUCUGAAGAUAAAGAACACAGACAUUGCCAAAGAACUCUGCCUUCCUCCAGUCAAGCUCCACUGCUCUAUGCUCGCAGAAGAUGCCAUAAGAGCAGCGCUGUCUGACUACAGACUAAAACAACAGGACAAGGAGGAGCCUCGUGUGAAGGCCAGCGGUUAAAGAACUGUUAUUAACCGUCCCAUGUGGCGGUAUCCCAUCGAUAUUUCAGCACCGGCCGGUGUCUCGCAGCAGAGAAGUGCUGUAUGGAAGAUGAGCUGCCAAUAUACUACAUCAGGUCUUGCUCCCCUCUGGGAUUUCUGGGAGUUUUAAAGCCUUGAACUCAAGCCUGGAUGUUCAAUUUUCAGGUGUUAACGGUGUUUAUUGAAUUCAUUUCAUCAUAUAAUCAGAAAUCACAAUAUUUGGGAAUAUUGUCUCCUAAUUUCUUGUGUUUUUCUACAAAAUAACUAAGGAGAUGCAUCAGAAACUGAAACUGAAGGUUCCUCUGUGUAUUUUUUGGCAUUUUGUCUUUAUUUUGGCUUGACUGUGUGAAACCUCUGCUCCCUCAUUGAUGGUUCAUAUCAAGAACUGAAGUACACUUACAAAACCAUGAUACAGAAUAUUGUAUGAGACUGUUCUUAUUGUGCAUUAAACAAAUUAAAAAACA
Molecule: messenger RNA, 1017 nt
Organism: Limanda limanda (common dab)
Lineage: Eukaryota; Metazoa; Chordata; Actinopteri; Pleuronectiformes; Pleuronectidae
Gene: iscua
Product: iron-sulfur cluster assembly enzyme a
Exons: 5
Coding region: 36-533 (165 amino acids)
Biological process (GO): iron-sulfur cluster assembly; intracellular iron ion homeostasis
Cellular component (GO): cytoplasm; mitochondrial matrix
Molecular function (GO): ferrous iron binding; 2 iron, 2 sulfur cluster binding
Source: RefSeq, a predicted model, not a curated record